AUGUCAGCCCAUCGUCCCAUAACCAGAUCGAGGUCAAAGAAAUUGAGGAUGAAUGGUGGAGAUAAUGGAGCCCUGGAUCCUGCAUACGUGCCUCCCCCGCUCAACGUUCGCAAGGCGAACGCUUUGGUGAAUCCAUCGAAACAGCUUUUGGAUGUUGCCGCCAUUGGGCUGGCGGUCGGAAGUCCCAAGGAUAGCCCUCUGCCUCCACUGCCAAAAGAAACCCCACACCCAAAUCAAUUCGAUUUUCAAUUCCCGUCACCUAUCAAGAUCAAGGGACCAACUAAUAACGACGUCGUACAAGAUUCUACCAAGCACAACAAAUCGAGAAGUCACCGCUGGAAGACGUUUGGUGGCCUUUUCAGCAAAAACCAUGCGCCCACUCGAAGUGAAGAACGUCCCGCUCAUGGCACCGUUCAAAAAAUGCGCGCCGAGGAGUAUCACAAUAACCCAUCUCAAGGGACGCAGUCUGGUCGGAAGCGUGCAGGAUCCGACAAGGAGAAGGUCAUGGAGCAAAAUAAUCUCAUAGCUAACGGCGCGGUGACGCAAAAGAAAAGCCUGAUUAGGAGAGCAAGCUCAAAGCGAAAGGCUGUCAGGAGGAGGAACCCGAACGACGUAGCCAGAGCAGAUCGAAAUCGAUCUAAUAGAACUUCGGCUGUUUAUGGCAUCGGCAAUAAUCCAUCUAUUACUCGGCAUGCCCACGUGGCGAAGGCACUAGGAGAUUACUCGCUCCUUCAAGUGGAGAUUCCGAGUGUACAGCUAGAAAGAUAUAGCGUCAUGUUUGGGAAUCUUUUGCAGGGAACUCCAAAUGGUUCGAGGACCUCUUUGGCCAAGUCUAUACCAAAGAAGUUGGAAGGCUCCGGGGUAGCUACGAAGCCUUUGGAAGCGCCACCCAGCCUCGAAGAGCUGCCGAACCCCCAUCGACGAGACGGUUCGGGUUCAUCCACGUCAUCAAAAACCCCCUCUUUCUCGCUCUUUCCCUCGACCCAGACUUCAGGCAGAGGAUCUUCGCCUGCUCGAAGUAUUGUGAAUAAGCCUCUGCCUAAGCCCAGUCCGCUGAGCCGCUCCGUCACUGCACCGGAGGGCAACGUAUGUCUCCCUCCUCGUCCGCCAUUCAAGCCAGCCAUGAGCGAAGAUACAGCCCCUGUGCUCCUCCCAGCCCCCGGUAAAGAGAAUAUUCCUGUCUCAAAAUGGAGCACCAGCCAUAGUCGCGAAAACAGUCAGAACUCCCUGCGUGGCCGUCAGAACAGUGUCGACCCUUCGAAUCGCCCAUACGGUCAUGUCGCUAGGCAAAGUCUUGAUAAUUCUCACCGCCCUCCAACGUCUCAUUACCGAAAAUCAAGUGCGGAUCGACCGCUACCAGAGCCUGAUAAUCGUCAACAUCGAGGGGCUCUCUUGAAUGGAUACGAUCCUCUUUCCGCAAAUCCGACUACCAUGACAACUUCCGCAAAACCGUCCUCAAAUGACCAAGAAGGUCGGGAUGGCCAUUCUAAAAAUGCCUUUAUGCACCGCGCUUUUCCAACAAGGAAAUCGAGUCUCAAACGCCCAAAGGCGAGGGAACGUUCGAAUACACGGGAGGAAGGUACUUCCACCCCCCAAGAGCAUUUGGGGGAGCACAACCGACAGCACUUACCUCCUCCGCUAGUCGUAGAUGGAGGGUUCGUGCUUCCCGACAGCGAAUCCGAUAGCAAGGCCCUGGAGACGGGCAACGCGGCUGAAGUCAGCAUUGCGCGGCAGAUUUCGAUAUCGAGGCGGCAGAAGCAGUUGCUUGUGCCUGUAGUGGCGAAGACGGCCAGGCAGCCGUUGCAACCGCACGUAGUGGAUGGCACGGAAGGGAGGCGGAGCGAGUUGGUGAUGUUCGAGGAUGCUUGA
Molecule: messenger RNA, 1869 nt
Organism: Bacidia gigantensis
Lineage: Eukaryota; Fungi; Ascomycota; Lecanoromycetes; Lecanorales; Ramalinaceae
Exons: 2
Coding region: 1-1869 (622 amino acids)
Source: RefSeq, a predicted model, not a curated record